Messenger RNA from Brassica oleracea var. oleracea, 1071 nucleotides. RefSeq lists its product as uncharacterized. The coding region runs from base 1 to 1071 and encodes 356 amino acids. The record is from RefSeq and is a predicted model, not a curated record. The transcript has a single exon. Lineage: Eukaryota; Viridiplantae; Streptophyta; Magnoliopsida; Brassicales; Brassicaceae.
AUGAUCGACAAGUCCCUUCCAAACCAUGUCUGUAAACUCGAGAAGGCGCUCUACGGCCUAAAGCAAGCGCCACGCGCCUGGAAUGCUCGCUUCUCUGAUUAUGUUGCCAACCUGGGGUUUGUCAAGUGUAACAACGAUCACUCACUAUUCGUCUACAGCAAAGGCCAUGAACAAGCUAUCAUACUACUAUACGUAGAUGACAUUCUUCUCACCGCUUCAUCACCAGCGCUAAGACACACAGUCGCUACUCUUCUCAAAACAGAGUUCGAGAUGUCUGAUGAGAGGCCUCUCUGUUAUUUCCUUGGAAUCAAGAUCGAAAGAAACACCAAAGGUAUGAUGUUAAGUCAGUCUGCUUAUGCUAAGGAUAUCCUAUCCCGUAUGUCAAUGCAGCACUGCAAACCAUUUUCAACACCGAUGGACCUCAAAUCAAAGCUCUCACAAGACGAUGGUGAUCGUAUUCACAAUCCAACUGAGUACAGAAGCAUUUCCGGCGCCUUACAAUAUCUGACCUUGACACGUCCUGACAUCCAAUAUGCUGUCCACCAGCUAUGUCUCUACAUGCACGACCCUCGUCUUCCUCAUCUCAACGCUCUAAAACGAGUGCUUCGUUACAUCAAAUGGACACUUGAUGACAGGCUUCAGCUAUACAAGUCGAAUUCAAAUACUCUAACUGCAUACACUGAUGCCGAUUGGGCCGGCUAUCCUGACACCCGCCGGUCCACCUCCGGCUACUGCGUCUACUUGGGAGACAAUCUCAUCUCCUGGUCUUCAAAACGUCAACCAACCGUUUCGGGCUCCAGUGAAGAGGCGGAGUACAAGGGAGUUGUAAACGUACUGGCAGAAACAUGCUACAUACGCAAUCUCCUACUGGAACUUCGAUGCCCAAUUACGACUCCAACACUCGUGUACUGUGACAACGUAAGCGCAGUUUAUCUAUCAACCAACCCGGUUAAACAUCAAAGAACGAAGUAUGUGGAGAUUGAUAUACAUUUUGUACGAGAAAAGGUUGCAAUGGGACAGGUUCGUGUCCUGCACGUUCCAUCUUCUUCUCAGUUCGCUGACAUGGAGUAA